AUGCGGCUCCUCCUGCCCCCCGUGGGCUUGAUCGCUGCCGCCCUCACCAUCUCUCCUGUCCGCUUUGACAGGGAGAAGGUGUUCUGAGUGAAGCCCCAGGAUGAAGAACAAGCGAACAUCAUAAAGGACUUGGCCAAAACCAACAAGCUUGACUUCUGGUAUCCAGAUGCCACCCACCACGUAGCUGCUAACAUGACGGUGGAUUUCCGAGUUGGUGAAAAGGAAUCCCAAGCCAUCCAGUCUGCCUUGGACCAAAAUAAAAUGCACUAUAAAAUCUUGAUUCAUGAUCUACAAGAAGAGGUUGAUAAGCAGUUUGAUGUUAAAGAAGAUAUCCCAGGCAGGCACAGCUAUGCAAAAUACAAUACCUGGGACAAGAUUGUUGCUUAGACUGAAAAAAUGGUGCAUAAGCGUCCUGAAAUGGUUUCUCAUAUUAAAAUUGGAACUACUGCUGAAGAUAACCCACUAUAUGUUCUCAAGAUUGGGAAAAAGGAUGAAAGAAGGAAGGCUAUUUUUAUGGAUUGUGGCAUUCAUGCACGAGAAUGGAUCUCCCCAGCCUUCUGCCAGUGGUCUGUCUAUCAGGCAACCAAAACUUAUGGAAAAAACAAAAUUAUGACCAAACUCUUGGACCGAAUGAAUUUUUAUGUUCUUCCCAUGUUCAACGUUGAUGGAUAUAUUUGGUCAUGGACACAGAUACUGCUCUUCCUGCAGAACCGCAUGUGGAGAAAAAAUCGUUCCAAGAACCAGGACUCCCAAUGCAUCGGCACUGACCUCAACAGGAACUUUGAUGUCUCAUGGAACUCUCCUCCUAACACCAAGGACCCACGUGCAGAUACCUAUCGGGGCCCUGCACCAGAGUCCGAGAGAGAAACCAAAGCUGCCACUGACUUCAUCCGAUGCCACCUGAAAUCAAUCGAGGCCUACAUCACAUUCCAUUCCUACUCCCAGAUGCUACUGUUUCCCUUUGGAUAUAUGUCAGAACUGCCACCUAACCAUGAGGACCUGGUCAAAGUUGCAAAGAUUGGCACCAAUGUUCUAUCAACUCGAUAUGAAACCCACUACAUCUAUGGCACAAUAGCAUCAACAAUUUACCCGACAUCAGGCUCUUCUCUAGACUGGGCUUACAUCCUGGGCAUCAAACACACAUUUGCCUUUGAGCUCCGAGAGAAAGGCAAAUUUGGUUUUCUCCUUGCAGAAUCUCGGAUAAAGUCAACGUGUAAAGAGACCAUGCUAGCUGUCAAAUUUAUUGCCAAGUAUAUCCUCAAGCACACUUCCUAA
Equus quagga is the source of this 1275-nucleotide messenger RNA. It is a transcript of the gene CPA3, whose product is annotated as carboxypeptidase A3. Gene Ontology annotation, biological process: proteolysis. The transcript has 11 exons. Gene Ontology annotation, molecular function: metallocarboxypeptidase activity; zinc ion binding. The record is from RefSeq and is a predicted model, not a curated record. Lineage: Eukaryota; Metazoa; Chordata; Mammalia; Perissodactyla; Equidae.